Ictalurus furcatus (blue catfish) is the source of this 1854-nucleotide messenger RNA. It is a transcript of the gene nanp, whose product is annotated as N-acetylneuraminic acid phosphatase. The transcript is spliced from 4 exons. Bases 849 to 1682 code for a protein of 277 amino acids. The record is from RefSeq and is a predicted model, not a curated record. Gene Ontology annotation, molecular function: hydrolase activity. Lineage: Eukaryota; Metazoa; Chordata; Actinopteri; Siluriformes; Ictaluridae.
CCAAAUCUUUGCCACGAAGUUGGAGGCACAUGAUUGUUUAGAAUGACUUUGUAUGCUGUAGCAUUACAAUUUCCCUUCACUGGAACAUAAGGCGCUUAGCCUAAACAUGUUCCAGCAUGACAAUGCUCUGAGCAGAAAGCGAGGUCCAAAAGUACAUGGUUUGCCAAAGUUGGCUUGGAAGCAUUUGAGUGCCCUGCAAAGAGCCUUGACCUCAACCCCACUGAAUGAAUUGGAAUGCCAACUGCACGCCAAGGUCUCUUUGUCUGACCUUGCCAAUGCUCUUGUGACUGAAUGAGCACAAAUCCCCACAGCAACGCUCCAAAAUCUAGUGAAAAGCUUUCCCAGAAAAGUGGAGGUUAUUAUAACUGCAAAAGGGCCCAAUUCCAUAUUAAUGCCUUGCCUUUGGAAUAGGAUUCAACAAGCACAAUAUGGGUGUCGUGGUCAGGUAUCUACAUACUUUUCACCAUAUAGUGUAUCACUGAUAUCUGAUGUGAACUGGAAGGUUUAGUGGAACUGAGACUACUAGGUGGAAAAAGGAAACGGACUGCACUAAAAGGUUGGGAUUUUCAGAAAACAGUAAAAAGACAGUCUUGCACAGAAAUGUGUGGAAAUUACUGGUAAUUUGUUGCCUUCUAUUAGGGGCAUGUUUCUGUCUAGUGGAUACCAUUAAGGACCAAUAAUGGUAAUGGUAAUUGUUUUAAUGGUUAGCUGAUUGUUUGUAAUGGUAUUUGUAGUGGAAACCAUUGGAAUUUAUGUGAUUUGCAUACUGACAUUUAUUUCCCAGCAGGACCUGAACCGCUCAGAGUCGUGGAAAAGCACCAUACAAAUGUUAACUUUUCACAGGAAUAAUGAAGAUACAGCACCACCCAACAAAUUUGCAUCAGAACUGCUUACCCAAUGUGAUCGAUAAAGCAGCUAGCUGGAAUAAUACCGACUCUGAAGAUUUCCUGCUCGACAUGGAGAAAGGCGGAAUAUCCGCGAUACUGUUUGACCUGGACAACACUCUGGUGGACACAGCAGGAGCGGGACAGCUGGCCUUGCACAAGGUAUGUGAGCUGCUGAGAAGUAAACUGAAGGACACAAACACCAGCGAUAUUUGUAACCGGUUUACCCGUAAACUUUAUGAGGAGAAGUUCGACCCGUCUGCAGGCAUAACUAUAGAUGAUGUUCGGAUAAAUCACUGGCACGAGGCCCUGCAGGAAGCAGGAAGUGUGGAUCCUGGCCGUGCUCUGGCUUCAGACUGCUACAACACUUGGAAAACCACACGUCUCCAGGCUCUAACAUUAUCUCCUGAAGUUUUAGCCUUACUGCGAUAUCUGAAGUGCUCGUACAAACUGCUGCUGCUGACUAACGGUGAUGCCCAGACGCAGCGGGAGAAGCUAGAGGCGGUGAGAUGUGAGGGACUCUUCAGCGCUGUGGUGGUAGGAGGAGAACAUGCUGAGCAGAAGCCUGCAGUCUCUAUUUUCACACACUGCUUUGAGCUGCUGGGAGUGAAGCCACAGGACUGCAUUAUGGUGGGAGAUUCGCUGGACACAGAUAUCCAGGGUGGAUUUGAUGCACGGGUUCGAGCUACAGUGUGGGUUAACAAGAGCAUAGACACUCGUCCAGAGAACAGCGUGACUCCUGAUUUCACCAUUCGCUCUGUGCUGGACUUGCGUAACAUUUUAGCUAAGCUGAAAUGAUAUGUUUUUAAGCUGUAGCAAUAGCCCUAUUUUAGUCUUUGAAACUAUUUUCAAUAUAACAAUUUUGUGCACAUUUUGAUCAAUAUUAGAACUUUUACUGAUUUUGAACAAACACUACUCAAAUGUUAUAGAGUUGCAUGACAUUUUAUUAAUAAUACUUUUAUUGUAAUAA